Messenger RNA from Plasmodium gallinaceum, 3390 nucleotides. Its product is annotated as phosphoenolpyruvate carboxylase, putative. Gene Ontology annotation, molecular function: phosphoenolpyruvate carboxylase activity. The record is from RefSeq and is a predicted model, not a curated record. Lineage: Eukaryota; Apicomplexa; Aconoidasida; Haemosporida; Plasmodiidae. The coding region runs from base 1 to 3390 and encodes 1129 amino acids. The transcript has a single exon. Gene Ontology annotation, biological process: carbon fixation; tricarboxylic acid cycle. Gene Ontology annotation, cellular component: cytosol.
AUGAAUGAUAGUAGUAAUAUUGUAGAUGGAGGCUCAGACGAGGAGAAGAAAAGUAUAGUUAUUAAUGAAACAAAAGAUGAUGAAAAAUUAAAAUUUUUAAUAGAAGGGAAAUUGGUUGAAAAAAAACGUAUAGUAGAUUUUAUAAAACCUCUAAAAGAUGAUAUAAAAGCGUUAGAUUUUUUAUUGUUUGAUAUGUUAAAAGAUAAUCUACCUAAUAAUUUAUUCGAAGUAUUAUGUAAAAUUCAUGAUUUAUCAGAAACAUAUAGUGAAAAUCCAACUGUUGAAAAUUUUGAAUCAUUAAAAAAUUGUAUUUAUAAUUUAAAAGAUGAAUAUUUAGGAACUAUAGUAAAUGCAUUUGGUCAUAUGUGCAUUCUAUCCAAUUUUGCUGAAUGGGCUCAUAGAGGAAGAAGAAGAAAGGCAUUUGAAAAGUCCUUUGUGCCAAAUGAUAAAAUAUAUGGUUCCGUAAAUGAAACAUUAAAAGGUACAUUUAAUAUAUUAAUUAAUAAUGGUUUUAAUGUAAAUGAUAUAUAUGAACAGCUGUGUAAUCAAACUAUUGAAUUUGUAUUAACCACACAUCCAACACAAGCAAUUAGAACUUCUCUUUUAAAAAAUUAUAUACAAUUAGGAGAGUUAUUGUUAAAAUUAGAUAAUACUGAUAAGGAAUUAUAUAAAAAAAAAUUAUUGUAUGAUAAUUUAAAAACUAAUUUAUUAGCAUCAUGGAAAACAGAUGUAAUUAGAAGAAUUAAACCAACACCCAUUGAUGAAGCUAUAACAUUAGUUGAUAUUGUAGAAAAUUGUAUUUUUUAUAGAAUGCCAAAUAUUAUAAGAUAUAUUGAUAAUGUUUUUUUUGAAUAUAAUUUGCCUCCUGUUAAGUUAAAUUCCAAAAUUUGUUUAUUUUCUUCAUGGGCUGGUGGUGAUAGAGAUGGGAAUCCAUUUGUUUUGCCAGAAACUACAAAAUAUGUAUGUUAUAUGAAUAAAAUAAGAGGAUGUGAAUUAUUUAUUCCAAUGAUUGAAAUAUUAAUAAGAGAUUUAACAUUACACCAUUGCACAGAACGAUUUAAAACAUAUGUGAAACUUUUAGAAGAUGAAGUUUCUGAUUAUAUUUUUGAUAAAGAUAAUAGAUACUUGGUGCAGAAAUUCCAGUGGUUUUCUCCAUUCUCCAAACCUAAUAAAAAAGAAAUAUAUAGAAGGGCAUUAUUAGUAGUUAGGGCAAAAUUGAAAAGUGGAGUUCAAGUUUAUAGAUCUUUAAUAGCAAAUCAGACAGUAGAUCAAGAUUUUGAGAAGUUAAUGUUUCAUAAUACGGAAGAAUUUGAAGAAAUUUUAUUAGAAUGUUAUAGAAGUUUGGUUCAGUCAGGUAAUACAUUAAUAGCAGAAGGUUAUUUAAAAGAUGUUAUAAGAAAUGUUAAAAUAUUUGGCUUACAUUUACUAAAGUUAGAUAUAAGACAAGAAUCCGAUAAACAUGUAUUAGCAAUGAAUUAUAUAUGUGAAAAAUUAAAUAUGAAAAAAUAUUCUCUUUUAAAUGAAGAAGAAAAAAUAAAUUUUUUAACAGAAAUAUUAAAUUCUAAUAGGCCAUUAAUACCAAAUAAUAUAGAACAGGAAGAUGAUGUUCCAAGCGAUUUUUUGAAUGUUAUAAAAACAUUUGAUGUAUGUUCACAAAUAGAGGAAAGUGCUUUAGGUGCUUACAUAGUAUCUAUGUGUAGUAACGCUUCUGAUAUUUUGCUAGUAGAGGUAUUUCAAAAGGAAUUUAAAAAAACUGCUCAGAGAAGAACACAAAGAGUAGUUCCCUUAUUAGAGACUAUUCAAUCCUUGAAAAAUUCAUCUAUCAUUUUAGAAAAUUUGAUAAAAAAUCCAUGGUAUCGUAAUCAUUUAAGAAUUUACUUUGAUAAUAAGCAAGAAAUCAUGAUUGGUUAUUCAGAUUCUGGUAAAGAUGGAGGCAGAUUAGCAUCUGCAUGGGAACUAUUCAAAGCACAAGAAAAGUUAGUAGCAUUAGGAAAAGAGUAUUCGGUUGAAGUUCAUUUUUUUCAUGGAAGAGGUGGAAGUGUAAGUAGAGGAGGAGGACCACAACAUUUAGCAAUUUUGUCUCAACCUAUAGAUACCAUAAAAAAUUAUUUGAGAGUAACAAUACAAGGAGAAGUAAUAACACAAAAUUUUUGCUUGAAAGGUAUGAUGUUAAGAUCCAUUGAAUCUUAUAUAAGUGCACUUUUAAAAUGCUCUUUAUUACAAAAUACAGUUGUAAUUAAAAAAGAAUGGAGAGAUUUAAUGGAUGAAAUAAGUACAUUAACUACGAAAGAGUACAAAAAAGUUGUUUAUGAAAAUCAAGAUUUUGUUAAAUAUUUUAGAUAUGCAACUCCUGAAAUUGAAAUUGGAAAAUUAAAUUUAGGAUCAAGACCAUCUAAAAGAAAAGAGGGAAAUGUAGAAUCUUUGAGGGCAAUACCUUGGGUUUUUUCAUGGACUCAAAAUAGAAUGCAUUUACCAGUCUGGUUAGGUAUUGAAGUAGUCUUAGAUUAUAUUGCAAAUAAUAAAAAGUUACAUAUUCUACAAGAUAUGUAUAAAAAUUGGCCUUUUUGUACUAGCUUUUUUAAUUUAAUUAGUAUGGUUAUGGCUAAAGCUAGUGUAAAAAUAGCACAAGAAUAUGAUAUAUUAGUUCCGGAUGAGUUAAAAUAUAUAGGUGUUCUUUUAAGAGAGAAAUUAAAAAAAUCCAUGGAAGUAACUUUUCUUGUUACUAAUGAAAAAACAUUUUGUGAUAAUGAUCAAUUGACAAAGAGAUCUAUUGAAAGUAGGACCAAGUGGGUUGUAGUUUGCAAUUUAAUACAAAUACAAGCUCUUAAAAGGCUAAGAGAAAAGGAAAAUAGUAAUCCUAAUUUUAAUUAUGAUAUUAAAAACAAUAAUUUUAAAAGAUAUAAUUUAUUAGAAUCACCCAGUGUUGACACCAUUGAUUUAUUAAAAAAAAAAAUUGAUGAAUUAAGUAAUGAUCACAAUGAAAAAAAUAAUACCUUAAUUAAAGAUUUUAAAAAAAAAUACACUACAAGUUUUCCUUCUAAGAUCUAUCCCAAUAGAGAAAUUGAUAAUUUAAAAAAAUUCAAUAAACAAGAUAGUGUUAUGUGCAUUAAGUCUUAUUUAAGUAGAAAGAAAAAUAAAUUAAGAAAAAAUCCGAAAUUUCAUCCUUUAUUAGAAUCUGAUUCUUCCGCAUGCUUUCCAAGUGAGACAGAAAAUGAAAAUUUUUAUGAAGAUAUUAAAGGAAUAGAUUCUAACUAUCAAAGAAGUUUAUCAAAAAUAAAUGAAUCAUCAAAUGAAGAUUCUACAAAAACUUAUAUUGAUUAUACUUCAUUAAAUGAUGCUUUAAUAGUGUCCAUAAAAGCAAUUGCAGCUGGUAUGCAGAACACAGGAUAA